GGGAGAGCUCGGCGAUUGGCCAGCCCCGGUGCCAAUCAUCGCGCCGUAAGAAGCUGUCGCCGUUUCCCGUGUUUACGGUGCGGGCGGCGGCAUCGCUCGAUUCCCCCACCUCAGGACUUCACGAUGAGAAUGAUUGAGAGCGUUGACUCCGUGGUUACCAGGUCCAGCGAAGACCUCUGGGCUGAAAUCUGCUCGUGCCUGCCACAUCCUGACCAGAAAGAUGCUAGCGAUGCUUUUACAGACUCCUUCAUGGAUUCCUACACCGAUGGAGGAAGCCAGGGCAGUGGGACAGAUGGCUCUUCCCAAGCAGAUCUGAAGCCCUGGGCACCCCUGAAUGAUUCGGAGGUGUAUUUAGCAUCCCUAGAGAGAAGACUCAUGAGAAUUAAAGGCUUGUCUCGGGAGGUGACCUCCAAGGAUAUGCUGCGCACUCUCGCCCAGGCUAAGAAGGAAUGUUGGGACAGGUUCCUGCAGGAGAAGUUUGAGUCUGAAUUUUAUGUUGAGGGACACGACUCUGAUGAAAGCACACUAGAACAUCUGAAGCGCUGGCUGCAGCCUGAUAAAGUGGCGAUCAGUACCGAGGAGGUGCAGUACCUCAUCCCGCCGGAGUCUCAGCCAGAGAAGCAGGAGACGGAGGGAGACCCUCCAGCCGCCGAGCAGUGAGUCCACUGUGGUGUUUUCUGUUGAUCUUCCCUGUUUAAGCCUGAGCUGGCCCUGAGCUGUGCCUGGAGGAAGACAGAUAUUUUUCACCUACAUGAAUUUGGAACCCUGCAGGAAGCUAUCACUGUGAUGGUUAAAUUGAUGGUAUCAUUGACAUUGUAACUAUUUAACAUUCCUCUCUGAUGUACCCUCCUACAAUGUCCCCCUUUAUUGACCAAACUAGGUGUUAUAGAAUAGGCUGGAGGGGGAGUAUUUUUAUUCUUGUUGGUGAUUUGGUACCUGUUCUUUAUCUCCUUCAGCCUUUCCAAAAGAGGGUCAGGUGAGAUUCUGUAUCGGGAAUCCCAGAGCAAUAACCAGGGAGGCUACAAACAACUUGUUUUCAUCACAGACUUGCAUACAAUUCUCUGACUUGAAAUAUUAUGUUCUAGUAUUUGUUUGUCAUCCUGUUUAACUCUGCAGAAGGUUAUUUCCCAUGACUAAUCAAAGAAUCCCUAACCGUGUACUUGAAUGGGUGCUUUCUGUCUUGGCAUUGACAUGGAAGGUCGGUAGAGGGAAGCAGCUUACAUAUUCUGUGGGAUACAGCUCCUCAAGACAGAACAUGCAGGGGUGGUUCUGAUCAUCUGUGCACACUAGUCAUGCCAUGUUCAUCAUGUAUCUGCACCAAAAGACAUUUUUAAAAGUAGCUUCUUGAUAGAGCUUCCUUGUUUCCUGUCAGUGCAGUUAUAAAUGGUGCUGUUAUCUCAUUUGCCGA
This is a messenger RNA of Athene cunicularia (burrowing owl), 1408 nucleotides long. RefSeq names its product coiled-coil domain containing 32 (gene CCDC32). Gene Ontology annotation, biological process: cilium organization. Bases 124 to 660 code for a protein of 178 amino acids. Lineage: Eukaryota; Metazoa; Chordata; Aves; Strigiformes; Strigidae. The record is from RefSeq and is a predicted model, not a curated record. The transcript is spliced from 5 exons.